Oppiella nova is the source of this 369-nucleotide messenger RNA. The record is from the annotation of a GenBank genome assembly. Lineage: Eukaryota; Metazoa; Arthropoda; Arachnida; Sarcoptiformes; Oppiidae.
GUCUAUUGAGUGUUAAACAUAUAACUGAAGAAAGUUUUCAAAAGUUUUUUUGUGUCAAUACUUUUCGCUCAUAUUUUGAGUCAAAAAUAUUUUUUCAUUUAAAACCAAACAUGAAAUCAUAUCAAUCGCUCGCUUUGGCCGUGAUUUUGGUCACACUGUCCCUUAUGGCCAUCGCCAGCGCCCAACACUUUGGACAUGGAUUUGGUAGUGGAUUUGGACAUCACGGGGGUCAUGGUGGCCAUGGUGGCAAGUUUGGGCACCAUGGCCAUCAUGGUCAUCAUGGUUUUGGACACGGAGGGUUUGGCCAGGGUGGCUUUGGCAAUGGUUUUGGUAAUGGAUUUGGAAAUGGUUUUAAUAAUGGCUUCGGAG